AUGGCACUGUCUAGAAUUUCAAAAACUCGUAGAACUCUCUUCAAAUUGAUAAACCCCAUCACCAUAAACCCAUAUGAUCUCCUUUAUCUUUCCUUCGCCAAAAUCAUCACUCCCUCUCCAUUCUCGACCCAUAUACCUUUCAACAACUCCGAACACGCCGACGUCGCCGAUGGUCUCAUUUCUAUCUUCACCAAACGUCCCUUUUCGCCAGAAAAUCCAGAGCUGAAGCGUCUCGCUCCGGUUCUCACCACCAAUCUCGUCGAAACCGUGUUAAAUAACUUAAAGAGCUGGAAAAUAGCUCACUUGUUCUUCACUUGGGUCUCAAACCAACACGGGUAUAAGCACAAUUGUUAUACUUAUACUGCCAUGGCAUCCAUCCUAUCACGUGCUCGACAAAAUGCCGCACUCAAAGAUUUGGCUUUGGAUUUCAUUAACUCGAAUUGUUCGAUCACUCCCGGAGGGUUGGGUUUCUUUUUAAGACGUCUGGGUAGUUUGGGAUUGGUUGAUGAAGCUAAUAUAUUGUUUGAUCAAGUUAAGAAGAAGGGCCUUUGUGUUCCUAAUAAUUAUAGCUACAAUUGUUUGUUGGAAGCAAUAUCUCAGUCUAGUUCGAUUGAUUUGCUAGAAAUGAGGUUUCAGGAAAUGCUGGAUUCUGGGUGGGAGAUCAACAUGUACACGUUGACCCCGAUAUUAAGAGCUUAUAGCAAUGCAGGUAAGUUUGAAAAGGCUUUGAAUAUUUUCCAUCAAAUGCUUGAGAGGAAUUGGGUCGAUGCCCAUGUGUUUUCUAUCCUUAUAUUGUCUUUUAGCAAGUGGGGUGAAGUGGAUAAGGCGUUUGAGUUCAUCGAAAGAAUGGAGGAUCACAAUCUUUUGUUGAAUGAGAAGACGUUUUAUGUUUUAGUUAAUGGAUUUGUGAAAGGAUCAAGAGUGGAUAAAGCUCUCCAAUUGUUCAGUAAAAUGCAAAAGUCAGGUUUUGGUGUUGAUGUUGCCCUUUAUGAUGUGCUAAUUGGAGGACUUUGUGAGAAUAAAGAACUCGAGAAAGCUUUGAGUUUGUAUUCAGAAAUGAAGGAGAUGGGAAUCCGCCCUGAUGUUGGGAUAGUUGCCAAGCUCAUAUCAUGUUGUUCUAGUGAAAAGGACAUGAUUCAGUUACUUGUAGAAGCAAAAGAAAAUAUGGAUGAAGAAGGUGUCAUUUGGCUUUACAAUUAUGUGUUGAAAUGUCUUAUCAAUAUGGGUUUGGUUGAUAAAGCUCAUGUUCUGCUCCGGACAAUCACGGGUGAUGAAUCUGAUGAUGGUUUCACCAUGAAAAAGCACCUCAAGAUAAAUAGUCACCCAAUUACUUCUUGGUUUAGAACUGUUAUUGAGGGUCUGCUAAAGACGGGUAAGUUGGACCUGACCUUAUGCCUAAUCAAAGAUAUGAUCCAAAUUGGCUGCAAACCCGAUAUAUUAAUCUAUAAUAAUUUGAUUGAUAAACUAUGCAAUUCAAAUAGAUUGGAAGAAAGUUAUGAGCUCCUGAGGGAUAUGGAGGAUUCUGGACUUGAACCGACACAAUUUACUCAUAAUUCUUUAUAUGGAUGCCUAUGUAGAAGAGAAAAUGUUGCAGAAGCCCUUGAACUGCUGAAAAGAAUGCGUAUACAUAGACAUGAACCAUGGAUGAAAUAUUCAACCUUACUAGUCAAGCGGCUUUGUACUCAUAGAAAGGUGGUUGAAGCUUGUAAUUUUCUUCACGACAUGCUUCAAGAAGGUUUCCUUCCCGAUAUAAUUACUUAUUCGGCUGCUAUGGAUGGCUUAGUAAAGUCUAAAGAAUUAAAUCGUGCGUUGGACCUGUUUAAAGACAUUUGUGCCCGAGGUUCUUUUCCUGAUGUUGUUGCUUAUAAUACAUUGAUAAAUGGGCUUUGUAAGGCCAAAAGAAUCUCAGAAGCUGAGAAUCUUGUGAAUGAAAUGGUGUUGAAAGGGCUUGUACCAUCAGUUGUUACAUACAAUCUGCUGAUAGAUGGAUGGUGUAAAGUUGGUGCCAUUGAUCGGGCCAUGCAUUGCCUGUCCACAAUGUUUGAUUUAGAGAGGGAUCCUAGUGUCAUUACUUACACGACAUUAAUAGAUGGGUUAUGUGCUGCUGGGAGGCCUGAUGAUGCUCUUAAGCUCUGGGAAGACAUUAAAGGUGAUGAGUGUGCUCCAAACAGAAUUGUUUUUAUGGCUCUAAUUUGUGGUCUUUCAAAGUGUAAUAGGCCUGAUACUGCUCUAGUUUAUCUUCGGAAGAUGGAAGAAAUGGAAAUGAAACCUGAUAGUUUUGUCUACAUAACAUUACUAAGUGCUUUUCUUUCUAACUCAAAUAUGUCCAAGGCAUUUGACAUUUUGAAAGAGAUGUUUGAGAAAGGAAGUGUUCCAGAGCAAGCAGAUAAGAACCAUUCAAUAGUAAGAGAUGCUAUUCUUAAGUUGUUAGCAGAUGACAUUACUUUCUCUAGUGUGAAAGCUCUGAUUGCAGAGGGAAACAUACCAUCCAUUAAUCUCUCAGACUUUGGAAGUGAAGAUCAGUCUUAAAUGUAGUAUAAUUAUUGCAGAGCCAAGAAGAUUCUUUAUCAUGCUGAAAAUAAUCUUCUAUUGUAGAUUGGGUUGGUUUAAAACAGGAAAGAAAUUAGUUGGGUGGGUUUGUAUAAACUGGGGUGGACGGGAUUAGGCAUAUGUAGGUCUGCAAGUACUUUCCAGAGUGUACUCUAAUAGUACACCCGAUUUUUUUGGACCCCAUUUUUUUGGAGAAACACUUGGAAUCUAUAUUUGGUUUAUACUCCUUGAUACACUAGCUUUAA
Messenger RNA from Humulus lupulus (European hop), 2795 nucleotides. Its product is annotated as putative pentatricopeptide repeat-containing protein At5g08310, mitochondrial. The transcript has a single exon. The coding region runs from base 1 to 2529 and encodes 842 amino acids. Gene Ontology annotation, molecular function: protein binding. NCBI's taxonomy places the organism in Eukaryota, Viridiplantae, Streptophyta, Magnoliopsida, Rosales, Cannabaceae. The record is from RefSeq and is a predicted model, not a curated record.